Salvelinus sp. IW2-2015 is the source of this 6000-nucleotide messenger RNA. NCBI's taxonomy places the organism in Eukaryota, Metazoa, Chordata, Actinopteri, Salmoniformes, Salmonidae. The record is from RefSeq and is a predicted model, not a curated record.
AUCAGCUGCGAAACUUCUCUCAUCCUGCCGUCCGCUCUGACUACAGUUUGGGAAUGAGCUGAGCUGCAUGCAUAAUAACACGGCACUGAGAAUUGGAUUCAUUUGCGCGCUCUCUAUCUCUCGCUUUAUCCGAACCAAGGCAUUCUAACGAUGACAGCAUAAACACACGUGGACCAAGGGUUCACUGUAGGAGUAUAUUGAUGUGACCUAUCUCGUGGUUUGGUUCUUUAUGGCGCUUAAACUAAACUUCUGAGAAAAGGGUUUUAAAAAACGCUGCUGCGUUUGUGCAGAGGGGAGAUAGAGAUGUCAUCUGGUCAAGGACUACUGAACGUCUUCUCCUGCUCCACUCCAGCCUCCAAAGCCAUCUCCAAAAGGAAGUUGCGACAAACUCGGAGCCUGGACCCUGAUAUUAUAAGGACAUGUGGCACAGAGACAGAUGGAACCCAUGGGGACCGCUUGGGGUUACCGGGUUUGCGCGUUGAGGAGGCAGGUGCGUUUUCAUCCUCGCCAAGCUCCCCUGAGCACCCGGUUGCGUUGAAAURAYAUCCCCGMUCCAYAAAUCURAGGGUGAAACAACCCCUUUCGUCUUUAUCUGGUCCCUCCACACCCUUGGACCUCUCCCCGACAUCAAACUUUCCCUUUYARUAUGARGUGUCUGUGAGGGGCACAAAGCGGAAUACCGCGUGGGAUUUACCGUUUCUGGUGAGGAGCCCCAGCGUCACUCCAACUGGGAGCACGAACACAUUAUUCUCACCGCGGAGAUGGCUUCAGAAGAAGCAGCAACAGUCCAGUUCUCACGCCUAUGUCGUUUGGAAGUCUGAGGGUGACUUCACCUGGAACAGCCUGUCAGGGCGGAGUGUACGACUAAUGCCGACGGCCAUUCAGAGCCUGUCAGAGCUGGAGCGGACCUGGCUACAGGAGGUAGCCUUCAACAGGCUCCAUCAAGACUAUGACCUGGGCUGUCAGAUCACCAUCCCCAAAGAUGGACAGAAAAGGAAGAAGUCGCUGAGGAGGAAGUUGGACUCUUUGGCGAAAGAGAAAAACAAAGAUAAAGUUUGCACCAAGAGGCUCUCCACCAAUACAGGAGCUUCGUCCAGCGUUAACUCCUCCUCAGCUCCACCUCCGGAGCAGCUAACGACCGUCCACGUGCCCAACACGCCCCGAGGAUGCCCCAGGGGGGCACGCGGAGGCUCUUCCUGCCGCUGCAAGCACCAGCAAGAGGAGAAGCACCGGACCAAGAGGCUGAGCCUCAACCCUAUCAUUCACAAGAGCAGGAUUGCCUCGCCUGGUGGACAGCUGCUGCAAGCACCUGGGAAAGUAUGGGAUCACUCACAUGAUCUGAUUCGAGCCCACAUCUUUACCCCGCCGCACUGCCCAACCAAGCCCCACGAUCUUCACCCGCCCUGCACGUGCCCAACCGCCCACAUCUGUACCCCGCCCGGCACUGCCCAACAGCCCAAUCUUACCGGCACUGCACUGCCCAAAGCCCACAUUCACCCGCCCAUGCACUGCCCACAGACCUACAUUUACCGCCUGCACUGCCCAUCGCUUCACCCGCCCUGCAUGCCAACCGCCCACUCCUUCAGCCCGCCCUGCACUGCCCAACCAGCCCACAUCUUACCCGCCCUGCACCUGCCACCAGCCCACUCUUUAACCCACCCCUGCAUGCCAACCAGCCCCACAUCUUACCCGCCCAUGCAUGCCCAACAGCCACAUCUAUUACCCCCCUAUGCACUGCCCAACCAGCCACACAUUCUUUACCCCGCCCUGCCCACUGCCAACCAGCCCAAUCUUCAGACCUGCUGCACCACCCACAUCUUCCCCCCAUUACUGCCAACACCCACUCUUUACCCCGCCAUGCACGCCCAACCAGCCCACAUCUUCUACCCCGCCCUGCAUUUGCCAACCAGCCAAUCUUCACCGCCUGCUGCCAACAGCCCACAUUUUCACCGCCCUGCACUGCCCAACCCCCCAAGUCUUUACUCGGGCCCUGCACUGCCCAACCAGCCCCAAUCUUUACCCCGACUGCACUGCCCAACCAGCCCCACAUCUUUUACCCGCCUGCUACUGCCCACCACCCCACAUCUGUCCCCGCCCUGCACAUCAGCCCACUACGCCCAGCACCCCCACAUUCUUUACCCCCCCUGCACUGCCCAACCAGCCAACCAUCUUCACCGGCGCCUCGCACUGCCCAACAGCCUACCAAUCUUCACCCGCCCUGCACUGCCAACCAGCCCCACAUCUUUACCCGCUGCACUGCCCAUCCAGCCCCACAUCAUCUUACCCCCCUUGCUACUUGCCAACACCCACAUCUUUACCGCCCCUGCACUGCCCAACCAGCCCCACAUCUCUUUCACCGCCUGCCUGCCCAACCGCCCACAUUUUACCCCGCCCUGCACUGCCCAACCAGCCCCACAUCUGUUACCCCCCCUGCACUGCCAACGCACCCACAUCUUACCCCCCUGCACUGCCCAACAGCAAUCUUUACCCCGCUGCACUGCCAACACCCCACAUCUUGACUCACCGCCUCUAAAGCCCACACCAGUGGAGGAUGAUGCUCACUUAUGUCCUCCGCUGUUUCUUCCGACAGGUCUUCAGACGGUGGGGAUAUUCCGAGUGGGGAGCUCCAAGAAGAGAGUGAGGCAGCUGAGGGAGGAGUUUGACCGGGGAGUGGACGUCCAGUUGGAUGAGGAGCACAGUGUCCAUGACGUGGCCGCGCUGCUCAAAGAGUUCCUCAGAGACAUGCCUGACCCUCUCCUCACCAAGGAGCUCUACACUGCCUUCAUAAACACCAUGUUGCUGGACUGUGAGGAGCAGCGGAGUGCCACCCAGCUCCUGGUUUACCUGCUGCCAGCCUGUAACAGYGAYACCCUGCACCGCCUCCUGCAGUUCCUCUCUACCGUGGCCAACCACGCCCACGACAGCCAGGACAAAGACGGACAGGAGGUGACGGGGAACAAGAUGACCUCUCUGAACCUGGCCACCAUCUUUGGUCCCAACCUCCUUCACAAGCAGAAGAGUUCAGACAAGGAGUUCAGUGUGCAGAGUUCGGCUCGCGCGGAGGAGAGCACCGCUGUCAUCGCUGUUCUCCAGAGGAUGAUCGCAACCUUCCACUCCCUCUUCAUGGUUCCACCGGACCUGCAGAAUGAGAUCCUAAUGAGUUUACUGGAGACUGAUCCUGAUGUGGUAGACUAUCUGCUCAGGAGAAAGGCAUCACAGAGUCCAGACGUGUUGCGAUCGGAGGAUCCUUUCUCCCUGAGCGAGAGGCGCUCAUCCAGUGACUCCAACAAGGUCUCCAGUGGAGAGCUGUCCCCCUAUGACAACAACUCCCCCAUCCUGUCUGAGCACCUGGGGGAAGGGACCAGCCCAGGGUCAGAGAGGCUCUUUCAUGUCCCAGAACAGUACACCCUGGUGAGGCAGGUGGCAGGACGGACACGGGACCCCCAUGGGUCCAAUCCCUGGGUCUCAAAAGAGGAGCAUGCUAAUAUCUGGGGAGCCUGGCAUUCCACUCUGAAACCAGGGCUGAAGGACCAGCCAUAUGCAGGUUCCCAUAGCAACAUGUCAGAGGGCAGCUCACGCAGCUCCCAGGAAGGACUUGACUGUCUCCAAGGCGAUGCCAGGCAGGUGGUACGACGGACACAGACCUCGCUGGGCGUGGCCGAGUGCAGGCCCCACCCCCCUGUGACACGGGUCUGCAGCAGCCCUCAUGGCGAGGCGGGACGGCCGCGCCUCCUGCUGAGCCUCARCCCUUUGACCCCACCCCACCCGCACCCCGACAGCCAAUCAGCAGCCAGCAGCGCAGAGGACCUCCCCCAGGGCAUUGGACACCAGGCUAUCCCCAGCCCUAACUCUGCACACUCGGGUCCCGCCCUCUCAGGGCGUCCUCCCCCUCCCCCGUACAGCGGCUCGUCCUCCAGGCUCUCCCCUGCUGCCUCUAAACCAGCCCAGCCUGUCUCUCCCUCCCCCGCAGCACCCCUUCACCAGCACCCCCUGCAGGGUGGGAGGCCAACGGUGCCACAGAACUCAGCCUCCCCCACCACGUACAGCAUGGUACCCAUGAGCCAGGAGUGGCAGGACUGGCAGAGGGACAGAUGGCAGAUCUGGCAACUCUUGUCCUCGGAAAACGCAGACACACUCCCAGAGACACUGGUGUAAGCUGGACCAUCGGACCGUGGGGUAGUGCUAGCCAUCCCUCCCCUCCGUCCUCCCCUCCGUCCUUCCCCCCAAACAUGGACGCCACGGGGUUGUUUACAUGUGCAGCUGCUGCCUAUACUACGGAAGUGGUACGGAGUCACUAGUGUUUCCUGUUUGCUAUGUAUUGAUCCGUGAUUGAUGUUGUAUCCUGGGGACCCCUUUGCUUGUUAUUAAAUACUUUCUCUGAGCUGUUUGAGAGGAUCAAAAUUAACUGUCAGCAAGACAUACCUCAAACGUCAAGUUGAUCAAUUUGAUUCACAGUUAUUACUGCAUGUCCACAUUUCGAUAAGGCCCCAGUUUAAAUUGAGCUGAAUGUAAUAUGUAGAGGUGACUUUUGAAGACAGGAAGGUUUAACGUUUAUGACAACAAUUGAUAAGCUACAGUCAWUUUACAUGACCAAUCCUACCCUUAUAUAUUUACUGAAGUCAUCACAUAUAUUAGUGAUCGCUGCUAAAUAUUCAGAAAGUAUUUACUUGCUGAUAAUAUAUCCCGGUAAGUAUCGUACGAGUUUGUAUGAACAGAGUUUUAUUCAAUGUCAGUCACCAAGUAACAGAGCCCACAGUAUAGUUUUUGCAACAGUUUGUAUAUAAGCAUUCUAAUGUAUUCUAUGUCGACCUAGCUAAAACAAAGGAAAUGACAGGCUGUCUAAAUGUUUGUGUUGUGUGGUUUUAACAAGAUAACGUCUGUCAAAGCUUUACUGAACCAAGUUGGGUUCUAAAAGAAAACUAUUAUUGCGAUCAGUACAGUAAUGUGCCACGUGCCAAAAUUCCUUUACUCUCUUGUCAUCAAAUGUUUUUUGGGCGUCUAUAAAGUCUCAUCUGCUUUCUCUCAUUCCAUAGUUAACAUUGUUUUUUUAGCUUUUGGAUUUCACUUCACCAUGGUUGCUACAGCAUGGCUUAUGGUACAAGCUCAUAUCAACAUAAUUCAUUCCAAUGAUCUCCCUCAUUCCAUUAGGUGGUUGAUGUCAAGGUUAUGGCWGCAUAGGAGUAUUUUUGGAAGCAGAUUAAAAAGACAAGUUCAUUGCUGGCCUGACAGGUUCAUUGCUUUACCUCUCACUGUAUUUAUCUGAUUGAUAUGGGAUUUUACUAGAUAUUUGCACUUACUCUACUGGACUCUGGGAAUUGACAAAGCUUUUUUGAUUCCUCCUUUUCAACAACAAAAUAAACAAGUCUCUUGCUUUUGUCAUUACAUGCACUGUCUGCCUCUAUAACUUACCUGUUGCUUUUUGCUCCCAAAUACAUUAGUAGUCUCCAAUCAUUUCMCAGUUUUGUGGAUAUUUGCUGGCAAAUAUUGCACACUUUCUAAAUGGUAGUUUGGGUGGUUAUGUUUGUUUCAAUCCGUCCGCAUGUCAGAGGAAUUUGAAGUGUGACAGACAUUGGAAUUAUUUACAAGGAUUCACACAUUUUUACAUGUCUUUGCAGUGUCCGACAAAAUGACAGUACUUGUCGAAAACGCGUCCCAUCUUUACUUCUAUAAAAAGCGCUUUCAACAGUUUCUAAGCACCAUUCUGAAUGCCAAUGUGUUUGGAGUCAAGUAUGCCAUAGAUCCAUGCUCUUUGAAAAUUAUUUGAUACCCCACAUUGCUUUAUGGUUGUCAAUGAUUUUUUGUAGCUUGUCAUCCAAGAUUUAAAAAUGUAUUUUUUAUAACUAUUAUGUCUGUUCAGUACUGUAACAUAUGAAAUAACAGUUUUUACUCCAAAAAAAUCUACAAACACAUGUAUAAGGCCCGAGUUUUGACCUUAUGUCAGCUUUUGUAUUGUGUGUCGUCUUAAAUAUGCCAUGGUGGAAUUAAACGUGAAAGAAGGUG